Messenger RNA from Drosophila teissieri, 1036 nucleotides. It is a transcript of the gene Cpr92A, whose product is annotated as larval cuticle protein A1A. Gene Ontology annotation, cellular component: extracellular matrix. Lineage: Eukaryota; Metazoa; Arthropoda; Insecta; Diptera; Drosophilidae. The record is from RefSeq and is a predicted model, not a curated record. Bases 115 to 858 code for a protein of 247 amino acids. The transcript is spliced from 2 exons.
UCUAGCGCGAUCGUCGUCGAAGCCAACGAUACUCCGGCCACUCUUUACGUGGUGUCUGCUGAGUCUGUGACAACUGUGAGCGAGUGGAAAGGAUACCCCUGCAAGGACAUCGAUAUGCUGAAGAUUUCCCUACUGAGCGCCGUGCUCGGCAUCGCCUAUGCGGGCGUGAUUGGACCCGGACCAUACUACGGCGGUCCAGCUGGUCCCGGACCGCUGCACCACUAUGGAGGAUAUGCUCCGCAGCACGGACCUCUGCCUGGUCCCUAUGUGGCGCCUAAGCCGGCUGCUCCCGAGCCCUACGAUCCCGACCCGAAGUAUUCCUUUGGUUAUGACAUCCAGGAUGGCUACACUGGGGACCUGAAGUCACAGCAUGAGACGCGCCACGGAGAUGUGGUGAAGGGCAGCUACUCGGUUGUGGAUCCGGAUGGAACCAAACGCACCGUUGACUACACGGCGGAUCCCCAUCACGGAUUCAAUGCGGUGGUCCGCAAGGAGCCGCUGGCCUACAAGGCACCAGCCCACUUGGCACCUGUCGUCGCACCUGCUCCCGCUCCAGUGCCGGCUCAUUACGGCCCAGCUCCGGCUCCUCCACUUCCGCCGGUGCCCAAGGCUCCUCUGCUUUCGUAUCCCCUAGCCUUGGGCCCUUACCACCGGGCUGCUCCUGCACCUGCACAUGGUCCCGCUCCCGCUCCUGCUCCUGAUCCAGCUCCGGUGUCUGUGCCAGUGGCUACUCCAGUCCUGCCCUCAGCCCACUUCCACGCCGCCUACCCCGCCCUGGCCCACAGCCCCUAUGCCCACUAUCCGGCUCCUGGACCAGCCCCCGCUCCAGUGGACCCCCAUGCCUACUACCAUCACUGAGGGAGCAAGGCUCCCAACUAUCUGAUCUGAUUUGAUUUGACUUUAUCUAUCGCACGCAGCUUACACUGACCCAAAACUGAAACUCCGGCUAUAACUGUGCCAAACGCUGUACUCUCAAUCUCUUAUUCUGUGUUCUUCGAGGGAUUUGAUACCGAUCCAAUAUGUAGAUUGAUUCUAA